CGUCGAAGGACGCAUGAAUAUGUAUACCGGCCGGUGUUAUCUCGUAUCCGAGUGAACCCUCGGUGUCACUGGACGAUACACCCCCGCGUUCGCGCGUUGCUUUUCUUCGCUGUGCUUCUCCGACUCGUUGGACGAUUAUGGUCGCCUUGGGAAACGAUUCUCCGAAAACCGGAGCAGCGUGAUUUUCUUCCGCGAGUGUCGAGACGGUUCCUUUUCCCGAGGAACUACAGCAUGUUCUGCGGGAAAUCGAUGGAUUCGAGGAUCGCUUCCGGCCGAGCUAUGGAUCCAUCCCUUUGUGAACAGUGAUCCCUGCGGACAUUGACGAAUAAGUCAUUUCUGUCGAAUUCGGAGGAGUUUGAUACUUGAAGUAGAUUUUGAUUGACCGAUAAAGGCUACCUGCGCGGUUCUACAAGGUAUAUCAGUGUCAUUUUGCUCGAACUUCCCUCUGAUUUUGUAAUGAAUACCGAAUAUUUUGUGAAUACUGAAUGAACUUUUCGAGACAGUUUAUUAGUUUUUUAAAUGCUGGAUCAGAAGUUACUGUGUGUUCUUGACCUUAGUCUUCAUAAGCCAAGUGGACACCCUAAAAAAGACUGUGAAUCAGUUACGCUAAAAUAGUGUGCUGAUCAUUGAGAGAUUAAUUUUUCGAAUAAAACGGUGGUUUGGUGCGAAACCGGAAGUACUCACCGAGACAAAGGGCAGUCGGUGCUCGGUCGGGAUUUUGGAUUUUCAAGGCUGGACAAGAUGAAGGGUGUCGAUCGAUCGAUCUGCAGUGAACUGCGGCUAUAAAAUAAAAGUGCAUUGUAAGCGUGGGACCUCCGAUCGAUCCGGAAUCCCCGGCAAUCACGCGACACGUGGACGUUCUACCGGCGCGCCGUGCCGGAUUGCCCUUUUUUUCGCCCACGUUCCGUAGAACCGUACCGGAAAGGUGGAACCUUGAAUCUUCCCGAGAGGAACAACACGGGAACGAUCCAUCAAAAUUCUGACGGGCGAUUUUACGGGGAGGAACACGACCUCGAAAGGGUGCUGUUGGCUUCAGUCCACCAUCGAGGACCGCCUCGUUGAUCCUGGAACGCCGAGAUCGUGCUGAGAGAAGGAGGGCCAAAGAGCGAGGAGGGCGGAAGGCGGCGGCCUUGUGCCGAUGAUCGCCGCUGAAAAUCAGUCGAGUUUGCGUGCCGGCUCCAGGCUGGGGCAGUACGAGGAGGUAGCGGGCGACGGAAGCGUGGGUGGCGGCAGCGAGGGUGGUGGAGGCUCCGCAACCACUACCUCGGAGCCAGGUGUGAUGACCAAGGAGGAGCAGGAGGCGCCACGAAACGAAAGCUCCUCGAAAGAACCGGUCAGCGCAGCGGCAACAGUAACUACACCUAGCGGCGUCGCGACGACGGCGUCAAGCAGCGUCACCAGCACGACGACGAGCAACGUGACGGCGACGACGAUGCCAGGUGGAGGCGCUCGAAGCGACGACGACCAGGAGGAGGAGGAGGCCGAGGAGGCCGAGGAGGAGGAGGUCGACGAGGAGGAGGACGACGAGGAUGGAGAGGAGGACGACGAGGAUGGAGUGGAAGUCGAGGGUGGGGCGGCGCAGGAGGCGGUCGGCGGCGGUCUUCUGGCGAACGAAGGUGGGGGUGGAGGCGGCAUGGCCGGCUUCUGGAGGCAGAGCAGACCCUCCAGUCCCCGCAUGCCGCCUCCGGAGCAGCCGGAGCACAGGCCUAAGAGCCGACACGAGCCGGCGCCCGCGAGAUACAACAACCUUGGUUACUGGAGAGCCAGGCGAGUCACUUUCUACAAGAAUGGCGACCCGUAUUUUCCCGGCAUCGAGUUCAGGUUCAAGCCGGGAAGGGACAUCGGUUCCCUGGAGGCCCUUCUGGACAGACUGUCCCUGCGAAUGGAUCUGCCCAGAGGAGCACGGCACAUCUUCUCGAUGGACGGCGACAGGAAGCUCACCCUUGACGAGCUCGAGGACGGUGCUUCUUACGUCGUGUCCAGCUACAAGACGUUCAAGCCGGCCAGCUACGGAAAGAAGAACAACACCUGGUACACCAGCCCAAGUGGCGGAGGCAGUAGGGGUGGAGCAGGUGUCGGAGGCAGUGUCGGAGGCUGGCAGAGCAGACCACCAGCGGUGGCAAGUCUCAGCAGAAAAGCUUCCAUCACCGACGAAGCACCACCCCCGGGAGGCGGAAAACCUUCCUCCGGACGCGUCAUACGAAUCGUCAACAAUCACGACCACACCGUCCAGUGCCGCGUUUUGUUGAACCUCCGCACCUCGCAGCCAUUCGAGGAGGUACUGGAGGACCUUGGGCAGGUGCUGAAGAUGAAUGGGGCCAAAAGGAUGUUCACAGUUUCAGGCCAAGAGGUGAGAAGCUUCUCCCAAUUGAGGAACGAGUUCGCAGACGUGGACACGUUCUACCUGGGCACGGGAUCCGGGAUAGGGAUAGUUGGCACAGUGACAGCGUCCCCGGCGAGAAGAUCGAGAUCGAGAGGUCCUCCCACCGUAGUGGAGGAUAUAGGUCGGCAGCGACGAGCGCGCAGCAAGAGCAGACCGCGGGCUCUGUACGCCCCUGACUCCGACGUCGUCCGAGUAAACGAUUACAGCGUCGUCGAAGUGUUGCGCGACGAACCGGCCAGGGUGACGAUCAGGGGGCUGAGACGCUCAUUCUAUCCGCCCUCGCACCUGCCUCCGGUGGAUAACUCGCCGCCAGAUAAGAAGCUGCAGCUGGAGUGGGUUUACGGGUAUCGGGGAACCGAUACACGGAGAAAUCUCUGGGUCUUGCCCAGCGGAGAGCUCCUUUACUACGUCGCUGCCGUGGCUGUUCUCUUCGACAGAGAGGAAAAUGCACAACGGCACUACGUCGGCCAUACGGAGGACAUCACCUGCAUGGAGGUUCACCCAAGCAGAGAGUUGGUGGCGUCCGGACAAAAAGCUGGCAGACACAGAAAGGCGCAGCCACACGUCCGCAUAUGGUCGACAGAGACCCUGCUCACCCUUUACGUGUUCGGGAUGACUGAGUUCCAGAUGGGCGUCUCUGCACUGGCGUUCUCGCAGCUGAACGGAGGCAGCUAUGUAUUGGCGGUGGACGCUGGCAGGGAGGCGAUACUCUCCGUGUGGCAGUGGCAAUGGGGUCAUUUGUUGGGCAAAGUGGCGACAAUGCAAGAGGACCUAACUGGAGCUGCGUUUCAUCCUCUUGAUGAUAAUCUCUUGAUCACGCAUGGUAGAGGACAUCUGACCUUCUGGAACCGGAGAAAAGAUGGAUUCUUUGAGAGAACUGACAUCAUCAAACCGCCGUCCCGUACUCACGUGACGAGCAUCCAGUUCGAGCAAGACGGCGAUGUCGUGACAGCAGACAGUGAUGGAUUCAUCACUGUCUAUUCAGUGGACGCUGACGGUGCCUAUUUCGUUCGAAUGGAAUUCGAAGCGCACAACAAGGGCAUCAGCUCCCUCGUCAUGUUGUCGGAGGGUACUUUACUCUCUGGUGGAGAGAAGGAUCGCAAGAUUGCAGCGUGGGAUUCCCUGCAAAAUUAUAAACGCAUCACUGACAUGAAACUACCGGAAGCUGUAGGCGGUGUUCGCAGCAUCUACCCGCAGCGACCUGGCCGAAACGACGGGAAUAUAUACGUGGGAACCACAAGGAAUAAUAUCCUGGAGGGUUCUCUUCAGAGAAGAUUCAAUCAAGUUGUCUUUGGCCAUGGUAGACAAUUGUGGGGACUCGCUGUGCACCCUGACGAUGAGGUGUUCGCCACGGCGGGUCACGACAAGAAUAUCGCAUUGUGGAGGAGGCAUAAGCUUCUGUGGACGACGCAGGUGGGUUUCGAAUGCAUCUGCAUAGCAUUCCACCCCUUCGGAGUUGCUUUAGCUGCUGGAUCCUCCGAGGGUCACCUUUUGGUCCUCGCGGCAGACACUGGCACAGCUGUAGCUACCCUCAGAGUCUGCGGAUCUCCGUUGUCCUGCAUCGGCUACAAUCCAACCGGAGAGAUAGUGGCAAUGGGGUCUCAGAACGGCAGCAUCUAUCUCUUCAGAGUAUCCAGAGACGGGUUCUCGUACAAGAAGAGCAACAAGAUCAGAGGAACGCAACCGCUGGUUCAGUUGGAUUGGAGUUCGGAUAGCAGAUUCCUUCAGACUGUCACUCAGGACUAUGACCUAGUAUUCUGGGACGUAAAGGCUUUGUCUUCGGAAAAGAGUCCGUUAGUAAUGAAGGACGUCAAGUGGUACACUCACAAUUGCAUGGUGGGCUACAUGGUGUCUGGAAUGUGGAACAAUCGCUACUAUCCUCUGACAACCGUGUUGACCACGUCCAGCAGAUCAGCGGCCCAUGACAUGCUGGUCAGCGGGGAUGCAGAAGGAUAUCUCAGACUCUUCAGAUACCCUUGCACCAGUGCAAAAGCAGAGUACAUCGAAGAGAAGGUGUACAGCUCGCUGGUAGCUUGCGCCAGAUUUCUUUACAACGAUCAGAAUGUGGUCACCGUCGGUGGAACCGACGCCGCGCUGAUGCUUUGGGAGCUGGUCGACGAAUAAAACGGCCGAGACCCGUCGGACGGAGUCUUGUUCGUUCGCAGAUCUCAGCCAGGUCGUCGAUCGUCGCUCAAUCCGCGAUAACGACUUUUUUUUAUCGACCAGCGAACGUCUACCUUAUCGCUGAGCGAGUUUUCUUCAAGAGAUCACAUCUUCUUGGAAUCGCAUUCAAGGUCGUUGGAACAAUUUAGCGCCGUUCGCGUCGCGUUUCGUCGUUGUUUCCUUAGACCCGUCGUGAAAGUAAUCGGGCACCGAUCGGACGAGCUAAUUACCAUUUCGGUAAAAGAGAAGACGAGGCGGUUGUCUUGGUACUUUCACCUUUUACAGCGGACUCGAGUCUCCGCGCACCCGACACAGUAUUCGGGCACCUUCGAAGAUCUAUGCAUUUUCUGACGGAUUGGUACUAAAAGAAGCGUAGACAUUGUUUGUUGUUCGGGCCCCUUCGCCUGAUCUAGCCCUCGCUAAAUGUUCUGUACACCGGGAGGCACGGACCUCUUACGAAAUUCAAGUUUUCACAUUGAAACGAAUACGAGAACAGAAUUUUCUAUUUAGUGAAAAACAUCGUAGACACUGGAAUGACCGAACGUAGACCGAGCGCUGAGAACGUGUCGAAGAAACAGAGGAAAACAUGGAAAACCGUAGAAAAAAAUACGAUUAGACAAUAUUGAAGAGAUAUUGUAGACGCUAUUUAUGAGAACGAGCCUAAUCGUUCGAGGGAUACGUUUACGGGGUCUGCAGACUCCAGACGUAGUUGGGGGACAGGAAGAUCUAUCUUCCCUUCUUGUUCUCUGCUCGAUAACGCGUUAUCGGACCGCGAAAAAACGUGGUACACGUUGAGAAACGUGGAUGAUAACGCGUCUAGAGACAAUUCGAGGCGAGCAUAAGCGAUCGGGGCGCUGGCGCCCCUUGGUAGUCAUUAAGAAACGAACAAUAGUUGUAAUCCCGUGACGACGGGACUUAUUUAAACGAAACCGAGACACCCACAAUUCAUGCACCCGUGUGUCAGGGCACACGACGGUUCAACUUAUUUAUUCUUCAACGUUUCGAAGAUCCUAGGGACAAUGCUGUGUUGCGGGUCAACGAGCCAGCCCCGUCGGUCCCUACACCCCCUUGUUCACCGUUUCUAGAAGAACGACCGUGGAUCGAGUAUAGUGUAUAACAGAGUUUAAGCGACAUGUUGCUAUCAAUGAGAUAACGUAGCGUAGACACACGAGAAUUUUGUCAUUGUUAGUCGCGGUAGGCCGUAAGCACGGGAUCGUCACUGCCAAGGCAUCGAAUUUCGAAGUUUGUUUCGACACGAGGACCGUGUCUUGAUCACGAGUCUCCUCUGCGAGCGAUUUUCACCGCGAAACUGCGAUUGGAGCAAAAUUUUGACGGAACUCUUAGAAUUACAAUCAGUCGUUCGUACGUUGACUUCGAAAAUUAAAAUAUUGGUGUUCUAGUCACAUUUAAAUGGUAGUACGUUAAUCACGCGUUUCUAAGGUGUCGGGGCUAGCCCAGGGUUUUGUCGUUAGUAGCUUGAACGAUUCAGAAAUAAUUCAAAGGAAAUUGAUGAGAUAACGUCGCCUAUUUUUUUGAUAGCUCUUAAAUUCUACUUUCAAGUCUGAUAAUAAGGCAAUUAUCGUUUGUAGGACGACUUUACGAGACAUCCGGCUUGGUCUUAAAGCUGAGAAUCGAGGGAUGUGAGCUCCAACAGCAGUUCCGCGUCAUUGGAAUCCCUUUUUUACGUUCUACAUUUGUAAAACUGGAGCAGUCGAACGGAGGUUCUUCAAUAAUCGAUAUCGAAGCUUUCCGCCGCGCGCAACUUUGCGAGCAAUUUGUUAAAUCAUUUGCAUCAUCGAGUUUGUGUCCCGCUUUGCAUCCGUUGCGUGACGUUACUACAAAAAAAAAUGUUUUUGCGUCCAGUUCAAAGAACUGUUAAACUUUCGACGUUGUUGAUGCAAAUGAAUUAAUGUCCCACCCGUGCAGAAGAGAUUUUACGAAAGAUCGAGUGUCGCAGGCAGGACUGAAUUUUGGUCUUCGAUGCGUCCUGAAAACAAACAGGAGAGGAUAGAACGAGGAGGAUUCAAACGAUUCCCCGUAAUCUUUAGUAUAAAGACGUAACAGUGUAGAGAAGCUAUCUUACUACAAUAAAUUCUGCACAUUAGAUACACCACGAA
This is a messenger RNA of Megalopta genalis, 6663 nucleotides long. Lineage: Eukaryota; Metazoa; Arthropoda; Insecta; Hymenoptera; Halictidae. The record is from RefSeq and is a predicted model, not a curated record.